Podarcis raffonei (Aeolian wall lizard) is the source of this 1686-nucleotide messenger RNA. It is a transcript of the gene RUMY1, whose product is annotated as family with sequence similarity 72 member A. The transcript has 5 exons. Gene Ontology annotation, cellular component: cytosol. Lineage: Eukaryota; Metazoa; Chordata; Lepidosauria; Squamata; Lacertidae. The coding region runs from base 277 to 726 and encodes 149 amino acids. The record is from RefSeq and is a predicted model, not a curated record.
UUUAUCCAAUGGCAAGCGGGGAGACGUGGGUUGUUGUCUUUUUUACCAAUCAGAUGCCGGAGGCGGGCCAGAUUUCCCCCAAUGGGAGGCAAAGCCACAGAUUCAAACUGACAGGGGACUGGGAGGCGACGCGAGGUCUUGCUUCUGAGCAUCCCUCGCGCAUGUAAAGAAAGGAGCCGUCCAGGUUGGGGUCGCUGGCAGGAGGCAGGGGGAAUCCGGAGUCAGUCAAAGCACAGGGGCGCCCUGAAAUCUCCUCUGGAUCAGACUGGCCUUGCCAUGUCCACCAGCAGCUGCAGUUUUGCAGACAGAUGUGUGACUGUGCUGUGCUGCAGGUUUUGCCAGCAAGUGCUAAGUUCCCGGGGCAUGAAAGCUGUUCUCCUGGCUGACACAGAGACAGAUCUCUACUCCACAGACAUCCCUCCCACCAGUACUGUUGGUUUCAUUGGAAACUGCUAUUUCACAGAAAUCUGCAAAUGUAAACUGAAGAAUGUGGCCUGUUUGAAAUGUGGGAAUGUCGUAGGAUACCAUGUGAUCGCUCCAUGCAAACCUUGUUUGCUGUCCUGCAACAAUGGGCACUUCUGGAUGUUUCACAGCCAGACUGUUUUUGGAAUCAACAGGCUCGAUUCUUCCGGUACAAACUUACUGCUUUGGGGCAACUUGCCAGAUUCAGAGGAAAGCGCGGAUGAAGACGCGUCCAGCAUCUCUGAAGACGAGUACAUCCGAUAAAUGUCAUCAGCAACGUGCUGCAUGGUGCGCCUCUCACACUGACAAGAAACACAAUGUGCAAAUCCCAGCAAGGCAGAGGGAAAGCACUUCAAAGGGUAAUAAUACCUGUUGACCUUACGCCGUCUGAUCUGCUGGGCAUCCUGUUGUACAGGACGACUAGGAUUUGAAGGUCAAAAGGCAGCCCUUGCUCCCUUUCCAGAGAGCUACCCACCAUCAGUAUGUCCCCCUGGCUUCUGCAACUGCUUGCUGUUUCCCGUGUCCUACAGAAUGGUGUUUAUGUACGGAAGAUCAAGGAAUGAGCUCCACAUCGCCAUCACUCAUGGUUGCACUAUAAAAGGUCUGGAAGUGACAUGGGGAAAGAUCCAGUGGUGUUUGCUAUGGCAAGUUAUCUGUUGGCCUGCAUGACUCCUUUUCCCUGUUUUGCUGGCUGAGUCAGGGGUUGUGCAUGGCCUCUCUUUAGGAACCACAGUUAAUGCUGCUACAGAGCACCGGCAGUGAAUACUGACUCUGUGCUGUUGGCUGCCUUCCAGAAUCCCAUGUUUGCAUAACAUAUUGGGAAGCUCUUAAAUCUAGGUAUUUCUGCUUCCCUCGUGCAAGCGCAGCACAAUGUUUGGUUCUGCUCAAAGGCCAGAUUUCGAGGAAACCUACUGAAUAGCUUUUUCUCUGCCAGCGCACAUACGGCCAACAAGUGUGAGGACAUCGCCUGGGAACUGGCAUGCUUCCCUGCUCCUGAUGGAAGGAGAAGAUGCAAAGACAUGCGAACAAAAGAACCAGAGACCCCAGCUUCUGGACCUGCAGAUAUCCCCUUUAAUGCGUGCAAUCAAGAAACAAAGAGGCUUAAAAGAAUAGUGUCCAAGCGGCAGCAUUUGUAACUGUGAUUGCCCGUUUCUCCAGUUGUUUACAAGAAGAAACGAGUGAGAGUGACGCUGAAAGAGAAUGUAGUAAAUGCAGGGCCAGGUU